Coccidioides immitis RS is the source of this 811-nucleotide messenger RNA. RefSeq lists its product as uncharacterized. Bases 143 to 436 code for a protein of 97 amino acids. The record is from RefSeq and is a predicted model, not a curated record. The transcript has 3 exons. Lineage: Eukaryota; Fungi; Ascomycota; Eurotiomycetes; Onygenales; Onygenaceae.
UGAUGAAGCGCUACCAAAGGCCAUCGUCGGCAACAAUUUACACAGCCUCAAUUGAGUACUGAUAUCUGAUACCCGCAAGCGACACCGUCUAUCUCUCUCUUCCCUUCCCUCUCUCUGAGAGUCUGAUGUGGCCCCCCCAGGAAUGCAACUGGACGCUGAGCUAUGCCUUGUUCGGCGGUCGAACCUUCAACCCAACUCACAUGGAGGCAUCAAGGCCAGAGUCCAUAGCGCCGCGCGGCGUGUGUUGAACGAACCUGGAGCGUUUAUUAUAAGUAUGGGAGAUCCAAGAGAAGGAUCCGGGACGCCCAAAGCAAGGUCACCUCCCAUGCUGCCUGCAGCCGUCCUUAUCGGAUAUAUCAUCUUCGAGCUUUAUAUAUGCUCAUGCAUUUUAAAGUCCGACGUUUUCUCAAUGUGUGUGACAACAAUUCAUCGCUAAGCAAACAUAAGAACAACCGUCCAGGACUUGCCAACCAGGAUGUUGCACAUCCAGCGAGCAUGCAUGGGCUCCCGCAUACGUGGAGACAAGGGUUCUUAAGGGCUGAUAAGUCUCCCUCAGAAACGAUAUAAGGCUCGUUUCAGAACGGAUCUCGCCCUCAUCCCACUGACUGCCCAUGAUUAUUCUGGAAUGCGCCUAAUCAUAUCGCUCCCUCGCUCUGCAGCCCAUCCUGAACUCCCCAAAUUACCUAAGCUUGGCCUGGGAUCCGCACUAGAACAAAACAAGUUUGGCGCCUCGCCUCCUUCCCGCCUGUUUCACCUUGAAGUGCCACCGCGCGUGUCGCCUUCCCCAUCCGUCGCGUUUACGCUUCCGCUC